Molecule: messenger RNA, 1465 nt
Organism: Panicum hallii
Lineage: Eukaryota; Viridiplantae; Streptophyta; Magnoliopsida; Poales; Poaceae
Product: vasodilator-stimulated phosphoprotein-like
Exons: 2
Coding region: 315-1073 (252 amino acids)
Source: RefSeq, a predicted model, not a curated record
AUCAAAUCCAGCUAGUGAGCUGGUGGUUUGAUCCGGCUCCGGACCGAACCCCCCCAGAGAGAGGAGCAGGCAGUGCAGAGCGCAAACCGUCGACCGGGUCACAAGCACGCACUGACGCACGCAUGGUCGGAUCAUCUUCAGUUACUCAACCUAGCUAGCAUAUGCCCGGCCGGCGAGACAGCGUCAGCCGGCAUCGCCGGAGGGGAGACCGGCGCUCCGCACGCGCUCGUCCACGGCGAAGAAUCUAAAGUACCUGCCGCGACGGGGGUGCUAUUUUCCUAGCGACCUCUUCUUCACAGUUCACACCAUGUAAGAUGACCACGCUCCACGACGAGGGUGCUAUUAUGUGUGUGUGUGUUGGGGUGUGUGUGUGUGUGUGUGUGUCGCUGUGCCCCCUCACAAAAAAUUUCAUGAGGGGGCACAGCAGCGACGGCGACGCCUUGGUCUUCCCAGCGUCCAUCUCCUUCGUCUGCCUUCUCUCCGUGGAUGACCUUGCCUUGGGGCUCAGAUCCGCACGGUGUGCAAGGAUGUUACCAGAUCGGAUGGAACUACUACUACUACUCCUGUUGCUGUAUGGACACGGACCACAUCCCCGCUGCACGGCGCAAAGCGGGGGCACGGGAUUCGGCGCCAAGGAAUAUGAGCAAACACUAUCAUCACCCAUCCGCUCUGCCGGGCCCGGUUUGCAUCGCGGCGGACCCACAUGCCCUUGCCCCGCGCCGCCCAUCAUCGACGACGUGCGAGCCCACGCGGCGCACGGAGAGGGGGCCAGAUCACCAGACCAGACACACCGGGCCGCCAGUGCUAAUGCGCGCGGGCCGUCCAGCAAGGCCGAUCGAGCGAGGCCGCCGCCGAGGGGCGGGCGGCCGCACGCCUCGCCGUCACCGCCCUCCAUCUCGAACGCAGCCUCGCCGUCGCAUCAGGCUAUGGCCGACUCCAGCAACGGCCGGAGUGGUGUCGUUGCGGUGCCGGCGGGGCGUCGAUCGGACUCGCGCCCGGCGCCCGAUGACGCUGACGCCGUCGUCCAGGGGGUGAGCUGUUGCCCGGUGGCUAUCCGGAUGCGGAAGGGGUGAUGCCGAUGCGCGUAGGGGCGUGACCGGGAGGAAGAAAAGGGCGAAAAGGCUGCGUACUUUGCGAGCGGAUGACUGCGUCGCGCGGUGAUCCGGGCCGGGCGCGAUGUGGUGGGUGUCGUCUCGUCGUACGCGCCCGGUGGCUGGCUGUCGCGCGCGCCCGAGUGGCGAUGGCGAGGGAGGGAGGGAGCAGGGCGGACGCACGACGGGACAGGGGGUCGUCGUGCGGCGGGUCCAGGCGACGGUGAUACCAACUGCGGAAUUUGCUGCUCCUACGUUGCAGUCUGGCAGACCGGAGCUCCAUGUAAUUGGGCGCUACUAGCCAGUUGGCAUUUUUUUUUGUCUGAGUCAAAAUUACGGUCAAUGUCAAUUUUUUUUUGGUUUCCUCAUGAAAC